AUGGCGGCAUCAACAUUGACUAUCCGAGGUCCGGAAGGCAAACAAGUCUCAGUUUCUACAGGUCUUUUCAUUGAUAAUACAUUCAUUCCAUCCCUCGAAGGCCAUACACUCGACAUCAAGAACGCGUAUUCCAGAGAAACUAUUGGUGUUAUCUCAGGAGCUACACCAGCAGAUGUUGACGCUGCGGUCGCCUCGUCCUACCGCGCAUAUCAGGGAAUAUGGAGGCAGACUGCAGCAGCGAAGAGAAGACAGCUUCUACUGAAACUUGCUGAUUUGAUCGAACGUGAUCUCGAAAUCUUUGGCAUCCUUGAAGGCAACGAUGUCGGAGCACUACUAGCGACAACAAGUGGUCAGCUCGGGCCAAUGGCUUGCGAAUGGAUCAGGCAUUUCGCUGGCUGGGCUGAUAAGAUAGACGGACGAAGUGCAGAUUGGGAUCAAGGGGGAGAAAGGGGGGGCUUCUCGUAUACGCGCCGAGAACCCUACGGAGUUACAGCAGCUAUCGUGCCUUGGAACACUCCCCUGAUGCUCACUUGUUGGAAGAUUGCUCCUUGCAUAGCAGCUGGGAACACGCUAAUCAUUAAACCGCCUGAGCUGGCACCCCUAUCAGCUCUGCAUCUGGCCAAGCUGAUUGCCGAAGCUGGAUUCCCACCCGGUGUCAUCAACAUCAUACCAGGUCUUGGGUCCACGGCCGGCUCUGCUUUGGCCCACCACAUGAAAAUUCGCAAGAUCGCUUUCACUGGCUCUACCCUUACCGGACGCGCCAUCUUGAAAGCCUCAGCAGAGAGCAACCUUAAAAAAGUGUCUCUCGAGCUCGGAGGAAAGAGCCCAACAAUCAUAUUCGACGAUGCUAACUUUGAAGAGGCUGUGACAUGGGCUGCAAUUGCAAUCACUGCGGGCGAGGGCGAAAUUUGCGCCGCUGGAUCCCGAAUUUACGUCCAGGACACCGUCUAUGAGAAAUUUCUGAAGGCUUUCUCUGAACGAUGCAAGAGUGCUGCGCCUGGUGAUCCCAUGGCUCCGGAAACUAACAAAGGACCUCUUAUUAGCGACCAGCAGCGGGAGAAAGUCUCAUCAUAUAUCGAAAGCGCGAAGGCGAACGGUACGCCAUUGUUGCAUGGCGGUAAGCGAAUCGGAAAUAGUAAUGCCAUCGAAAAUACAGCCUUCUUCGAUGUGCCUGAAGAUUCGCCUAUUAUGAGAGAAGAAAUCUUCGGACCAGUAGCGUCCAUCGCCAAAUUCCAUAACGAAGAAGAUGUCAUUCAAAAAGCCAACAAUUCCGAGUACGGCUUGUCCGCCGCUGUUUUCACAAGGGAUCUUGCCCGUGCGCAUCGAGUUGCGGACCGCCUCGAGAGCGGCCAGGUUACCGUCAAUGCGUGGGGCAUGUUGGCUGCUAACAUGCCGUUCGGAGGACAUAAACAAAGUGGCUUUGGCAGAGAUGGCGGUUUGGAAGCUUUCGAGGAUUGGACUACAGUCAAGGCAGUUAAAAUUGUUGUGCCGCGUUUGUAG
Bipolaris victoriae FI3 is the source of this 1500-nucleotide messenger RNA. RefSeq lists its product as hypothetical. The record is from RefSeq and is a predicted model, not a curated record. Lineage: Eukaryota; Fungi; Ascomycota; Dothideomycetes; Pleosporales; Pleosporaceae. The transcript is spliced from 4 exons. Gene Ontology annotation, molecular function: aldehyde dehydrogenase (NAD+) activity. Bases 1 to 1500 code for a protein of 499 amino acids.